AUGGCACUGGUGAAGACAGCCGCCGUAGCCAUCAAUCCGGCCGACGCAAAGAUGAUAGACUACUCUGCUGCCCCGGGGGCCAUUCAUGGCUACGAUUUUGCCGGAACUAUCGUUGCGUUAAGGGAAAACGUCCGGGCUAGACUAGCGGUGGGGGACCGUGUAGCGGCUUCUGCUACUGCUGAUCUGUUGAAAAUUCCUGAUUCUCUGAGCUUCGAGGAAGCGGCGACCUUAGGCGUUGGGAUGGGAACAGUGGCCUUUGGGCUGUUCCAUAAACUGCACAUCCCUGUGUCUCUGGAACAGCUGACUAAAGCCAACGGGGAUGCUUCGAAGGGCGAGUUCGUCUUGGUUGCUGUGGCAGGGCUGCCACAGAAACACGCACGAUCCAUGAAUCAUUUAUGUGGCAUAACGGGGGUGGCUAAAUAUUUGUCCUUUUUCCAAUGCCGGGUUACGACCGAUCGCGGCUUGUACACCCGCCCAUUCGAUCUCGCGCUCAAAUUCGGCGCAGAUAAAGUCUUUGACUAUCAUUCUACUGAUUGCGCCUCGGACAUUCGCGCCUACAUGAAAGGCCAUUUAGCCUACGCACUUGACUGUGUCAGUUUGGCGGACACAACAGAACUAUGCUACAAAGUCAUCGGACGGGCGGGCGGUCGCUAUGUCUCCCUCGAGCCGUUCCGUGCGGCAGUCACCCAGACCCGACCAACAGUGGAACCGUCUUGGCUGAUGGUUUUGUCCCUAUUCGGCCACGAAGUGGCCCUUGAUGGCGAUUAUAGACGCCCGGCCGAGCCCGAAUACCGUCAAUUUGGGGCGGAGGCCUUUGCGGCAGUUCAGGCAUUGCUUGAUCGCGGUUUGAUCGACACGCAUCCAACGAAGAUCAUGGCCGGUGGGUGGGAUGGUGUAAUCGAGGGAGUUGCUCUUAUUCGCAGCCAGGCUCCUUCAGGGCCAAGGCAAGGCGAUAAAUUACUCGCUGCUAGACAGCGUGGACUGCUCUUCUAUUCGUCUCUCCUUGUUGUUCUAUGGUACUACUGA
This is a messenger RNA of Penicillium hordei, 1026 nucleotides long. Its product is annotated as zinc-binding alcohol dehydrogenase family protein. The transcript is spliced from 4 exons. Gene Ontology annotation, molecular function: oxidoreductase activity, acting on NAD(P)H. Bases 1 to 1026 code for a protein of 341 amino acids. The record is from RefSeq and is a predicted model, not a curated record. NCBI's taxonomy places the organism in Eukaryota, Fungi, Ascomycota, Eurotiomycetes, Eurotiales, Aspergillaceae.